Helicoverpa armigera (cotton bollworm) is the source of this 935-nucleotide messenger RNA. Its product is annotated as tRNA (guanine-N(7)-)-methyltransferase. The transcript has 7 exons. Gene Ontology annotation, molecular function: tRNA (guanine(46)-N7)-methyltransferase activity. Gene Ontology annotation, cellular component: tRNA methyltransferase complex. The record is from RefSeq and is a predicted model, not a curated record. Gene Ontology annotation, biological process: RNA (guanine-N7)-methylation; tRNA methylation. NCBI's taxonomy places the organism in Eukaryota, Metazoa, Arthropoda, Insecta, Lepidoptera, Noctuidae. Bases 133 to 849 code for a protein of 238 amino acids.
CACUCAUAUGUCCGAAGAGUUCAUCGUAUUUUAUUUGAGCAAUUUACAGACAAAUAUUCGUAUUUAUAAGUGAACAUAGUCUUCUUUUAAAGUACAACGAAACUAUUCAAUUGUUCCUAAUUAUUCUUCCCAAUGGCGUUGCCAGUACUACCACAGAAAAAAUAUUACAGACAGCGUGCACAUUCUAACCCAAUCGCCGACCAUUGUUUUGAGUAUCCCACUCAUCCAGAUGAUUAUGAUUGGUCGGUGUUAUACCCUACAAUUAACAAUGAAAAAAAAGAUAAACAAGUUGAGUUUCUGGAUGUUGGAUGUGGCUACGGAGGACUUUUAGUUACUCUGUCACCAAUGUAUCCGGAAAACCUUAUGCUGGGGUUGGAGAUCCGUGUGAAAGUUUCCGAUUAUGUAAAUGACAGGAUUCAAGCGCUAAGAUUGCAGCAUACUGACCAGUACCAAAAUGUAGCUGUGUUAAGAACAAAUGCUAUGAAGUAUCUGCCUAAUUUCUUCCAUAAAGGACAACUCAAGAAGAUGUUCUUUUUGUACCCAGAUCCACAUUUCAAGAAGGCAAAACAUAAAUGGAGAAUUAUCAAUAAAUGGUUGCUCUCUGAAUAUGCCUACGUGCUUGCUGAGCAGGGUAUAGUUUAUACUAUAACAGAUGUGAAGGAUUUGAAUGAAUGGAUGGUGUUUCAUUUUGAAGAACAUCCAUUAUUUGAAAGGAUUCCUGAUGAAGAAUUGAAGUCCGAUCCAAUAGUUGAGAAAUUAUUUGAGAGUACUGAAGAGGGGAAAAAAGUAACUCGAAACAAUGGAGAUAAAUUUGUAGCUGUGUUCAGAAGGAUUGCUGAUAGAGUAUGAAAUGUUAAACGCUUGUUGAAUGACAAAAUCACUUUAUUUUGUUACACUUAUUACGUAAUAAAGGGUUAUGAUAACAGAGAAAAAUA